AUGGAAGAAGGUGCGGCUCAAAUGGAUUUGGAUACUGGGUUCGUGACUUUACGAAAAAGUUUUGGUGUCUGGUCUAAAGUAGGAUCUAAAGCGGCGAAUGGCUUGUUUCCAGAGAACGAGGGCUCCAUCUCAGAAGCAGAGCCGAGCCGAGCCACUCACCAAACCAUAUCAACACGAAUGCAACGAAUGCAACUGAUUGAGCGCAAUGAAAUACGGCUGAAAAGUAGUUGA
Anisakis simplex (herring worm) is the source of this 231-nucleotide messenger RNA. The record is from the annotation of a GenBank genome assembly. NCBI's taxonomy places the organism in Eukaryota, Metazoa, Nematoda, Chromadorea, Rhabditida, Anisakidae.